Molecule: messenger RNA, 1471 nt
Organism: Rosa rugosa (rugosa rose)
Lineage: Eukaryota; Viridiplantae; Streptophyta; Magnoliopsida; Rosales; Rosaceae
Product: nifU-like protein 4, mitochondrial
Exons: 8
Coding region: 421-1245 (274 amino acids)
Biological process (GO): iron-sulfur cluster assembly
Cellular component (GO): mitochondrion
Molecular function (GO): iron ion binding; iron-sulfur cluster binding
Source: RefSeq, a predicted model, not a curated record
AUAUAUGUUGGGUUUUUCGGGGAACACUCUUUUCCUCUCUCAAGCCUCCUGAAGUGACCGAACUACGGACUCCCGAACUCCAGCGCUGUUCCUUCACUUCUUCUCCGUCUCCGAGCUCCAGCCUCCAGUUCUUCCGUUUUUCGGCGGCUCGCGGCUCAGCCCUUGAUCAAUGUUCAAAAUUGCUGGGUUAUUCACUCCAGUCACUCCACCGAAAGAGGUUAGUGUCAACAUUUGUGGCUGAAUUUUUUUUCCUUCCUCUGUUAGGAAGUUCAAGCCCCACCGAGCUUGUAAUCCUGGAUCCGCCCCUGGGCACAACCAACCGCACAAAACGUACUGGGCAUACGCUCCAACGUUCUUUUGUUCCUUCAGAAAUUCUUACUUCUCGCGAUUUCCUUGUUCCGAAACACAAAAGAAAAAGAAAUGAGGGGUUUGGCAAGAUUGAUCGGACGCAGUCUUUCAUCUCACAAAAGAUUCCAACCUUCUGGACCAUCCACUACCUUCCGCUGCAUCUCUCGCCGGACCUAUUUCCUCUCUGCUUAUUUGGGUCGCCGUAUCUCCCCCUCUUCUUCUUCUUCUUCUGCCUCAUCUCCUUUCGCUUCUACAAAAUGGGGCCUUCUUUCAGGGCAGAGGAGAAGCAUGUUUAUACAAACACAGUCGACACCCAAUCCUGCAUCUCUUAUGUUUUACCCCGGGAAGCCUGUUAUGGAAGUUGGCAGUGCAGACUUUCCGAAUCCCCGAUCCGCCAUGAAUUCCCCACUGGCCAAAGCCCUUUAUGGAAUUGAUGGUGUCACUCGAGUGUUUUUUGGAUCAGAUUUUGUUACUGUAACUAAGUCAGAAGAUACUUCAUGGGAUCUUUUGAAGCCAGAAAUCUUUGCAGCAAUCAUGGACUUUUACUCUUCUGGGGAGCCACUCUUUCUCGACUCAAAAGCUGCGGCAGCAAAGGACACAGCUAUUAAUGAGGAUGAUUCAGAAAUAGUUGCCAUGAUCAAAGAAUUGUUGGAGACUCGCAUCAGACCAGCAGUUCAAGAUGAUGGUGGGGACAUUGAGUACAAGGGAUUUGAUCCAGAAACCGGAAUAGUUAAACUGAGCAUGCAAGGAGCGUGUAGUGGCUGCCCAAGCUCAUCAGUCACCCUGAAAUCUGGCAUUGAAAAUAUGCUCAUGCAUUAUGUACCUGAGGUCAAAGGUGUGGAGCAAGAACAUGAUGAAGAAGAUGAAGAUGCAGCAUUAACGGGGCAUGUGGAGUAGAGAUUUAUAAUUUUCUUCAAAGGAGGCAUAAUUUUAGAUAGAAUGGUGAGCUCACGAGGGAUUGGGUAGCAUUCCUGUACAGUAGCAAAUAAAGUUGUAUUUAAUUUAUUGAUUGGUCACUAUCUUAGAAUUAUUGAUGUUAUAGCAAGAAUUUAGAGCUUUAAAUUGUAUUACGGUGAGGAUGACUGGUUUACUUGGUCAAUCAAAAUUUUCCUCUUCUUCAGAA